AUGGAACGCUUAAAUAGUUUGGAAAAAGUUCUACCCCCGGAGCAACCUCCUACGAAACAAGCUAUUGAAUCUUUAAAUAGCGAACUUUCACAAGAUUUUAAAAUAGCCGCCAAUGCGGUUGCCAAGUUAUAUAGGGUUGCAAACGAAAAAAAUUCGCUAUGCAAGUAUCAAGGUUACUUAAAUUGUCUAGAUGACAUUUUAGGUCUUUUAAAUGAUGGUUCCGUGACGUCAGUCGACGAUAUCAAACUUUGGUGUCUCAAACAAAGAAACGACAUUUUGCCAAGUAAUAAUAAUGAUCAGAAGGCCCAUGGGAAUCAUGAUUUCAACUUUUGUAACACAAAUGAAGCCAACAAUAAUAGUUCGGUGCCCAAGUUCAAGCUGUCUAUGCCUCCUUUAUCGGUUGAACUUUCUGAUACCGCAGUUACUGGUGUAAAAUAUAGGAGAAAAUGCCUUAAAGCAAAACGGGAGGAUAUCGCAGAGGAUAAGACCUCAUUUGAGCGAGAAAAUCUACCUAUUACGUCGCAAAAUGAUUUGAAAGAACUCAAUAGAGUUCCCGGAAUUAACAAGACUCACGAUUCAAUGGCCAUCUCCACUACACUAUCUAAGAAACAAAAGAUCGCUUUCUUCCGUGAUGAGAUGAGAGAAACGUGA
Messenger RNA from Kazachstania africana CBS 2517, 651 nucleotides. RefSeq lists its product as uncharacterized. Lineage: Eukaryota; Fungi; Ascomycota; Saccharomycetes; Saccharomycetales; Saccharomycetaceae. The transcript has a single exon. The record is from RefSeq and is a predicted model, not a curated record. Bases 1 to 651 code for a protein of 216 amino acids.